Messenger RNA from Oldenlandia corymbosa var. corymbosa, 1487 nucleotides. Lineage: Eukaryota; Viridiplantae; Streptophyta; Magnoliopsida; Gentianales; Rubiaceae. The record is from the annotation of a GenBank genome assembly.
CGAAUCCAACAAGUUGUCAAUCACCUCAUGAAUCUAUUGGCAGCCACAGAUAACUACCUUGCACCCACUCCCUCUAACAUUUUUCCCCCAUGCAAUUUUUUCUCCUAUAAACUUCCCUUCCAAUAUCACAGAAUCACCACUCACUAGCCUAAUUAGCCUAUAGAUUGAACAAGAAUUAAACAUUUAGCCCCCAAGAAAAAAGAAAAAGCAAAAGAAAAGCAUUAAGAGAUGGUUAACCUAGUGGAAAUCCAGAAGCCAUUGAUGCAUGGCCUUAUGAAAAUGGCCGGAAUCGUGCCUCACUCCGUCCAAAUCGAGAAAGGCACAACAAUGAACAUUUGGGUCCCGAUCGAAACCAUCCCAAAGCCUAAAAAACCAUCCAAGAAAACCACAACCUCCAACAUUAAUGACUACAACAACACCAACCUUGAUGAUCACCACCUCAUCAUCAAACCUAAACCCGAAAAACCCGUCGUGGUACUGGUCCAUGGUUUCGCGGCCGAAGGGAUCGUGACGUGGCAGUUCCAGAUCGGAGCCUUGACUAAGAAAUACUCCGUCUACGUGCCGGACCUCCUGUUCUUCGGCGGCUCCAUCACGGAGAGUUCCGACAGGUCACCGACUUUUCAGGCGGAAUGUCUGGUGAAAGGGUUGAGGUUACUGGGGAUUGACAAGUGUGUGGUGGUGGGGUUUAGUUACGGCGGGAUGGUGGCGUUUAAGAUGGCGGAGAUGUACCCGGAGUUGGUUCAGGGUUUGGUGAUUUCGGGCUCCAUUCUGGCCAUGACGGAUUCUAUUAGUACGACGACGUUGAACAGCUUGGGGUUCUCGUCGUCGUCGGAGCUUUUGUUGCCGGACUCGGUGAAGGGUUUAAAGGCACUCCUCAAAGUUGCGGUUUACAAGAAGCUCUGGUUCCCGGAUCGGCUCCACAAGGACUUUCUCGAGGUGAUGUUCAACAACCGAAAGGAAAGAGCUGAACUGCUUGAAGCUUUAGUGGUUAGCAACAAGGAAGCUACCAUCCCCCACUUCUCCCAGAAAAUACAUCUUUUAUGGGGCGCGGAUGAUCAGAUUUUCAAUCUAGAGCUGGCUCAGAACAUGAAAGAACAACUGGGAGAUAAUGCGACAUUUCAGAGCAUCGAGAAGGCAGGCCACCUGGUUCACCUGGAGCGGCCUUGCGUCUACAACAAGUGUCUCAAGAAGUUGCUUUCUUCCCUGGUAGCAGAUGAACCACAAAAUUGAUUUCCUGCUCUGUACAUCAACUAUUAAGCCCUCCAAAUUUUCUUCUUUUUUUUUUUUUCUUCUUUCCCUUUCUUGGUUAUUACUUUGAUCUAAUAUUGUGAACUUGGUGGUGUAUCAUUGUUCGCCGAAAAGAUUGAACUGAAUUUGAGCAAUGGAUUCUUUGCAUAUGUUUUUGUUGUCCCUUAAUCCUGGCUCUGAUUUUAUCCCAUGUAGAAUGAUAUAUCUUUGAAAAUUUCUCGUGGUCAACUUUUGGCAUA